AUGCAUUGCUAUUGUGCAAACUACUAUGGAUCGGUCAAUUGCCAGAACAAAGUCACCCAUUUCGGCCAGCGAUGUAAACUCUGCACAGUAUUGAACGAAGGCCACCCGGCAAAGGAAGACCUAUUCAAGAUAACGUCCAACGACUACGCAUAUGACAGCGAAGCCGCAGACGAGGACGACUCGAGUCCAGAAGAACACGGACACGAGCGGACGAUGGAUCAUAGCAAGAGCUCCUCGAAGUGA
Messenger RNA from Daldinia loculata, 243 nucleotides. RefSeq lists its product as uncharacterized. Lineage: Eukaryota; Fungi; Ascomycota; Sordariomycetes; Xylariales; Hypoxylaceae. The coding region runs from base 1 to 243 and encodes 80 amino acids. The record is from RefSeq and is a predicted model, not a curated record. The transcript has 3 exons.